GCCGACCAUGUCAGGGUUCCUGCGCCGGGGGGUGCAGCAGCCCCCGCGCCGCCCCCCCUCUCCUCGACAGCGCUGCACAGCCCCCGGCACCCUCCCGAGCACGGCAUGCCGGCGAGCAGGGGCAAACCGCACCAGGCUGGCAAGCGGGAGAAGAGAACGCUGGUGCUCAGGGACAGAAAUCUGUGUGGCUCGAAUGAAGAAAAGCUGAAGCCCAGUGCCCCAGGCGACGUGGUGUGUUGCAGUGACCAAAACGAUAACCUGGAAGUGAAGCCCCAUUCGUACUUGGAAGCCAUUUGCAGUGGACUGGAAGAGGCGGUGGCUGGGAGCUCCUGUGCCGAUGGAGAGCAGCUGUGUCCGUACGCUGCGGCGGGAGCGUGCCACUUCGGAGAUCGCUGCCUGUACCUCCACGGGGACGUGUGUGAGAUCUGCGGGCUGCAAGUGCUUCACCCUUUCGACCAAGAGCAGCGGAAGGCUCACGAGAUGAUGUGCAUGGCGACGUUUGAGCACAACAUGGAGAAGGCCUUCGCCUUUCAGGCGAGUCAGGACAAAGUGUGCAGUAUCUGCAUGGAAGUGGUGUACGAGAAACCGUCGGCCUCCGAGAGGAGGUUUGGGAUCCUUUCCAACUGCAACCACACGUACUGCUUGUCCUGCAUCCGGCAGUGGAGGUGUGCCAAGCAGUUCGAGAAUCCCAUCAUCAAGUCUUGCCCGGAGUGCCGUGUGAUAUCCGAGUUUGUCAUUCCCAGUGCCUACUGGGUAGAAGACCAGGAGAAGAAAAACGAGCUGAUUGAAGCCUUUAAGCAGGGAGUGGGGAAAAAACCCUGCAAGUACUUUGAACAAGGGAAAGGAACUUGCCCGUUUGGAGGGAAGUGUCUUUACCUUCAUGCUUAUCCAGACGGGACGCGAGCUGAACCUGAAAAGCCACGGAAGCAGCUGAGCUCCGAGGGGACUGUGCGGUUCUUCAAUUCUGUUCGGCUGUGGGACUUCAUUGAAGACAGGGAGAGCAGGACUGUGAGCAGCGCAGAGGAGGACGUGACGGAACUCGGAGAACUGUUCAUGCACCUUUCCGGGGCCGAGGAGGAUCCUGCUACUUCUCAGUGAAGAGAACCACAGGUGCUUCCCUCUGUAGCAAUCCAGCUAUUUAUUUAGCCAUGCUUUUACUCUCUGCAGCACAGUUAGGAUGAAUGUGCCCUGUGGUUUACUCGUGCAGUCCUAGUAAAGUUUUCAGAUAGUUUUGUAUGGCAACAAAAAUACUAAAAUAUAUUUCAAGCAUGGAAAAAAUCCCUGAAUCC
Messenger RNA from Opisthocomus hoazin, 1289 nucleotides. Lineage: Eukaryota; Metazoa; Chordata; Aves; Opisthocomiformes; Opisthocomidae. The record is from RefSeq and is a predicted model, not a curated record.